This is a messenger RNA of Macrosteles quadrilineatus (aster leafhopper), 2244 nucleotides long. RefSeq lists its product as uncharacterized. Gene Ontology annotation, molecular function: protein binding. The record is from RefSeq and is a predicted model, not a curated record. The coding region runs from base 108 to 1985 and encodes 625 amino acids. The transcript is spliced from 4 exons. Lineage: Eukaryota; Metazoa; Arthropoda; Insecta; Hemiptera; Cicadellidae.
CUCACAUCUCUAGAGCUAGAUGAAAUAGGGUUAACCGAUUUGUUAGAGCUUCCCUCUUGGUUACGAUUGACAAGUGCUUGGUGUUAUAAGGUUACAUUUAGGAUACAAUGGACAACACUGAAGAGUGUUCCGAUACACUUGCCACUGGACGAGGUUCACAUCAAUAUUGUGAGGAGUUACGCUCAAUGUCGGCUCAUCAACCACUCUCUUCUCUCGGAGCCGCUACGAACUUCAUCAACAAAGUGGCCGACGGAAUAACAAUCUGCGUUAACAUGGUCAAAGCCAAGUUUAAAAGUCCGGCACUUACAAGUCCGGCACUUACAAGUCCGGCACUUACAAAUCCGGCUUUUACAAGUCCGGCACUUACAAGUCCGGCACUUACAAGUCCGGCACUUACAAGUCCGGCACUUACUGCAUCUGUUCAGAUGGAGAAUAUUCUACUAGAUAUUGCUAUAGAAGUAGCCAAAUACCUUACGCCUCGUGAUAUAUCUUCCUGUUGUGCAGUAUCUCAUCACUGGCGAGAAGUAUUCGGUAACAAUGCGGUUUGGAAAGGACUGUGUGAUUCCGAGUUGGACGAGCAUCUGAGGACUACGCCAUGUGUCGUAGAGCCGCAGUUUUCUCUCACUGAACAACACUCCUCUCUAGCUCCGCUCAGUCAGUGGCGAGCAGCUUACCUGCGGGAACAACAUCUGUGGAAGAACUGGCGAACUGGAAACUGCAAAACUGUGGAACACGAAUUGGACAAAGAAAAACAAUGGUCAGAGCGGUUUGUCACUAACGACUUGAUAAUGGUGUUUUAUGAUGACUCAAUAGAACUGUGGGACUUAAAAACCAUCCCUCAUACUCUAAAGGAUGUACUACGGUUUGGUAAAGAACGUAUAUAUACACCCAGGGUUAAGGCCCUGGAUAAUGGAUUCAUUGCUUUAAAGGAUUAUGCUGAAGAAUGUGUUGUUAAAAUUGUUAAGGUAGAUGUAGCCCAAGGCACUAUCAAUAAUUAUAAAUGGCAGGUAGAACUAAACUUUGAUUAUUCAUGUAAACUUGUGACCAGCAAUAAAGAGGUAGGCCUAUUCGAUGACUUAGAUUUAAUGGACAAGUUUGAUCUAAUAAUAACUCCUGGAGGAAAGUGUAUUGGCAAUUUUUGGUUUUGUAAAGACAAUGACUCUUUCUACAUAUUGGAUUUGGAAAAUGGAGUUGAACUGAGAAAGGAAUGUUGUUCUACAAGCUUUCCAGAAGGAGGGUUGGGUAUUGUAGGAUGUAAUACUGGAUCCAAAACAUGUGAAGAUAUCCUAGUGCUCCUUCCCAAUACAAUGUUACCCGAUCCUUCUGGAAUAGUGACAGUGACAUGUCGAGUGUAUAAUAUACAUCAACUAUGUUUCUUACCAUUCAAGCAAACUUUUCCUGUUUUUAGCGAGUUUUUAUUGAAUGGCGAAGUAGAUUGCUUUGACCACUGUGCAAUAACUGACAAUUUUUUGGCUCUUUCAGACUGUGAUAUUAAUAAUCCAAAAGAGGUUUCUGAUGUCAGAGUUUACAACUACAGAUCUGGACAUAUUAUACAUAUGUUACCCUCUAAAGGGAAGAUUCAUAUCAUAAGUGAUUCACAUUUUCUGUUUAAAAUGCCAAAAGUUGUUAAACAAGUCACAAGGCAGAGACCAAUCACCAGACAAAUGAUGCGUCAAGAUGAAAAAACCGUUUUGUGCUCUGUUUUCUGUCCAUCUGGAGCCAUUUUGGAAGAUACUACAGGCUCUGAAGUCAAAGAUUUUCGUUUUGUUGGGAAGGGACUUGUAGAAAUAAUUUCAACCCAAGCUUAUAGCUUAACAUAUAAUAUGCUUGUAGAUUCAACCGAAUUUUGGAGGUUGAAUCAAUUCUCCUCUUUUAAAACUGGUGUAACUUUCCCUGAGCAUUCGGAAGUAAAUCGCGCCGUCACAAAGGUUAUAAUCGAUCUCUUGGAAGAUGAAUACACAUUCAAAGUCAAUUACUUUUGGUAAUGUUAUAGUGACAGUAUGUUAGUGUUUAUAAAUGUAAAUUGUAAUUGUAUUAUUUAAUUGUUUAUUGUAUUUCGUGUAGAACUGGUAUAAACAACUUGCAAAUGUUCAUAACUAAUACUUCUGAAGAUAGUCAGAUUACAAAAUGCCAGUAAUUAAGAAAGUUAAAUUAUGGACAUUUUAAAUUGAAAAGUGAAUUCAACACACUCUUGUAACCCAUGCUUUUAUCAAACACAAUUAAAAAAAUCAAUUUUAAUUUUUA